Molecule: messenger RNA, 2878 nt
Organism: Siniperca chuatsi (mandarin fish)
Lineage: Eukaryota; Metazoa; Chordata; Actinopteri; Centrarchiformes; Sinipercidae
Product: ADP-ribosylation factor 3
Exons: 5
Coding region: 254-799 (181 amino acids)
Biological process (GO): vesicle-mediated transport; intracellular protein transport
Cellular component (GO): plasma membrane; cytoplasm
Molecular function (GO): GTPase activity; GTP binding
Source: RefSeq, a predicted model, not a curated record
AAAUCUGGUUGCUCAAACGUCCUUUCAAAUCGAGUGUCAACUAAAUUUUGGGUUGGUUUUGACCUCGACUCUCGCGAGAUCUCGUUUGCUGCUGCGUUGUCCCCCGGAAAAUACCGUGAGACAUUCACUAGAGGACUACUCAGCUAAGCCCUCCUUCAUUAUCGAUCCCCGCUGGACGAGUGAAACUUUGCAGAAAGGCAUCCAGAAUCAGGAUUGUAGCCGCACACUCAAGUUUAAGAACUUCAUCUGAAUCAUGGGGAACAUUUUCGGGAAUUUGCUGAAGAGCCUCAUAGGGAAGAAGGAGAUGAGGAUCUUGAUGGUGGGGCUUGAUGCUGCAGGAAAAACAACGAUCCUCUACAAGCUCAAACUGGGGGAAAUAGUCACCACAAUCCCAACCAUUGGGUUUAACGUGGAGACAGUGGAGUACAAGAACAUCAGCUUCACUGUGUGGGACGUGGGUGGGCAGGACAAGAUCCGCCCCCUCUGGAGACACUACUUUCAAAACACACAGGGUCUAAUCUUUGUGGUGGACAGUAAUGACAGAGAGCGUGUGAACGAAGCACGAGAGGAGCUGAUGAGGAUGCUGGCUGAGGACGAACUGAGGGAUGCAGUCCUCCUUGUGUUUGCCAAUAAACAGGACUUACCGAACGCCAUGAAUGCUGCCGAGAUCACAGACAAAUUGGGCUUACACUCCCUGCGUCACCGCAACUGGUACAUCCAGGCCACCUGCGCCACCAGCGGCGACGGCCUCUAUGAGGGUCUUGAUUGGCUGGCCAAUCAACUCAAGAACAAGAAAUAAGAAGAAGACUGGAGCCGCCAGCAGCCACACCCGUCCAACUUUUGAUUUGUUUUGGGAAUGGGGGUGCGAGUUAGGUACAAGGGUUUUGAUUGAUAGGUUAAAAGCAAGAUUUUGGGUUUGAGGGGAGAUUUUGGGCUUUGGUUUUCAGUCUGUUGGGGUUCCUAAUAGUUUUCAGCGCUUAUUGAAAUCAGAUUCUCAUGUACUUCAUAUUUAACCAAUCACACACACAAACACACACAAAUGCACACUAACCGCAAGCAAUCCCAGCAGACACUUGCUUUUCCUGUGUCCACCUCUUGUCCUUAGGUGCAAUGUACUGUAUGUUAGUCUCUAGGUGCUGUACCAAGUUAUGUGUGACUCCACUGCGUCAGCAAUGAGUCAAAUAGGACUUUUUGUUGAUGUAUGUCUUUCAGUUGUCAGUCGUCCAUGCAAAGAACUGUUCUGUGUCACUUGCACUUCCUCUUUGUUUAGUUUUUUUCGUUCGGCAACAGAGCCAUGUUUGAGAACAAUCACAGCUGGCAGAUUCAUGUCACUAUAAUUCACUUUAAUGGUUUGCUCUCCCUUUUAAUUUGUGAGCAAUGCUGAGGCACUUUGAUACUCAGAUAAAGUGUGUACAUGUGUGUGUGAACCUGCACACAUACUGUGUGUGUGUGUGUGUGUUUGUGUGAGCGGCCCAGUCGGUAUUAAUCAUGAACAACUCAAAAGGACUGGAGUUUCCUCUGUCACACGUCCUCUUACUGCCUCAUUUUGGAAAUCUUUUGAUAUCUGUGGCGUGUUUCUCCUCCCCGUGUGGCAACCCGAAGCGCCGAAGCUGCCCUUUUUAAAUAUUUUAAAGCGCACAACAGGCUCUCGUUUGCCUGAACUGCAUGCAUCCUGGUAGAUCUUGCCAACAUUGUUGCAUACUUUGCCACCCUCGGAGCUGCAUUGACGUUGACGCUGUUUGUAGGUUUUCUCUAACUGCCCUCAUCGUGUUCUGGUGCUGUUUACAGUAGGAUGCAGAAACUAACCAAACCACCAAUUUCUGCAUGUAGUCGUCAACUUGGGCUAAAUCCAUUAUAGUCAGCUUUAUGGUGUUUUAAAGUGAAAGCAGCAUAUAGAUUAACCUGCACAUAAACACACAUGACCUGCACAGCUGCUGCUCGUCUGCCUUCACGUGUGUCCAUGUGAGUACUCAAACUGCAUUAGGUUGCUCUUGCUUUUGUGUGUUUUUGUCUCAGACGUGCAUAUCGGGGGAUGACUCUGUUGAUAACUCUGUGUUACUGAAUGUGAAUAUUGUUAAUGAAUCUGUAUAUGGCUGUAAUGAUAUUUAUUUGACACGCAUAUUCUUUUAUUUCAGUGGUGUGUCGGCAUAAUUAUGUUAUAGGAAGCAGGGUAAGCAGAUCAAUUCAUUCAUCAGCACAUCCACGACUCACUUCUGAACAGCAGGCGAGUUACUGCGUCACCACUGAUACCAGCAGAAUCCACAGACUUCUGUCAGUAAAACUAUUUCUCUGUGCCAUACAUGGGUACUACCAGUGACAGUACAACAUACUGUAAAUCCACUCCACCAAGUUAUGAGUGCUUUGUUCAUAUUCAGUAUCUAUUGUAUGUUAAAUCAUGAGUUUGAUCAUUUGAUUUUUGUGGCCUUAUAUUUAGUGAUGACUUUGAAUUUAUUUCCCCUCAGCUCGUUUGGUUCUGAUUUUGAGUUACAUAUAUUUAUCUAUAAAGAAUGAUUUACAGAUUUAUUUCUCUAUGCCCUCAAAAAGGCAGGUUUUGCACCACAGUUCAGGAUGUUCAGACAAAGGUUUUGUCCUUUUGUUUGGCCAGUAUACUUGAUUCAUAUUUGGUGGUAGAUUUCUUUGGUUUUCUUUGGGGUGUAAAGAAACUUUGAUGUAGACUGUGUCUGUGAAACAAUGAUAAUCCGUGCAAACAAAACAAAAUAUAAACUUCUGAUGAUUCAUUCUGUACCGUUAUAGUUACACAAGUAGAUUUCAAAACGGUGAAGACCAUGUUUCAAUGCUAAAUGCAAGGAGACAUUUGUAUGUGAUGUAAGACAACGAACAAAAUCCUGCUGUAUCAGAAAUAAACCCAUUUUCUGUA